CGUUGCUGUUGCUACCUUUCAUUCAUUUGGGGUAAUGUUAGCUCGGUAGUAGCUGUUUGCUUUUCCUUACACAGUUCAGCGUUGACAUGACUCCGAUAGAUUUCCUUUUAACAAACUAAGAAGAGACAGCUUUGCGUCGACAACUGAGCUGCGUGUAAAGUCUUUGUGUCCAGGAUAAGCUCGGCUUGCCGGCAACGGUCAUGGAUUAUGAACACAAAGCUAAAGCGGUAGCAGACUGCUUGCUGAGCUACAGGAGGGAUGAAUCUGGGUGGAAGGUCUGCAGAAAAUCGAAUGAUGUGGUUGUUUCUUGGCGUCCCUCGUCUGAGUUCCCUGGAAAUGUUUACAAGGGAGAGGGCAUUGUCAGCGGCACCCCUGAGAAGGUAUGGGAAUGUCUCAAACCAGUUCCCAAUGGACUCCGUGUCAAGUGGGACAGCAACGUCAAAAGGUUUGAGCUUCUUGAACAGAUCCAGGAGGAUAUUUCCAUCUGCCGGACAGUCACUCCCUCAGCCGCUAUGGGUAUUAUAGCUCCACGUGACUUUGUAGAUGUUAUUUUAGUUAAGCAAUAUGAAGAUGGGAGCAUUUCAUCUAAUGCGACCAAUGUGAUUCAUCCUAGUUGUCCUCCCCAUCCUGGCUAUGUAAGAGGAUUCAACCACGCCUGUGGCUGCAUUUGUAUUCCCGUCUCAGGGGAGCCCAGCAAAACUCAAGUGUCCAGUUUCUUCCAGACAGACCUGGGAGGCCUCCUUCCGCGCUCUGUGGUUGACUCAUUUUUCCCAUCCAGCAUGACCGAGUUCUACAGCAACCUGGCCAAAGCUGUAAAGUCUCUUAAGGACAUUUGAGACAAAGAGCAACCAAGGUUUCCUCCAGUGUACUAUAAGCCUGGUGGUCUGCCCGGCUUUACUUUCCCCCCCACCAGGCCAACCACUGAUAUUUUUCUUAUUAAAAAAAAAGGAAUUGC
Gambusia affinis (western mosquitofish) is the source of this 955-nucleotide messenger RNA. It is a transcript of the gene stard5, whose product is annotated as StAR-related lipid transfer (START) domain containing 5. Lineage: Eukaryota; Metazoa; Chordata; Actinopteri; Cyprinodontiformes; Poeciliidae. The transcript is spliced from 6 exons. Gene Ontology annotation, molecular function: lipid binding. The coding region runs from base 201 to 836 and encodes 211 amino acids. The record is from RefSeq and is a predicted model, not a curated record.